GCAGUCGGACUAUUCAUUACUCAACAGCGAAAGUGACAAGACUUCAGAGAAAAAAACACGCGAGUUUUGGAGUGAAGAAAAUCUUUCAAAUUUUUGGUUAUUACGUAGUGUAAUAGUUAUCAUUUUCUGCCUUAUCAUUUAUACAAAUAGUGCAGUAUUCAAUUCCAGUGAUUUUAAAGUUUCUUCACCGAAGGAAAUGAGGCUAUGAUAUAAAUUGUUCCAUAAGUGGUCUUAAGCUUCCAACAUGACCGCUUGUGCGUGUUCAGAGAAAACUAAGAAGAUAUGGAUCUUCAGCUGUGGAGCCUUCUUCCUUCUCACAGGAAUGAUAAUGGCUAUUGUGUGGAGUGCAGUAUCCAUCAAUAUUCUUCACAAUCAACUGGUGCUGAAAAACGGAUCACAAACGUACAACAACUGGAUUGAAACGCCAAUUCCGAUGUACCUGGAAUUCUACAUGUUCAAUUGGACAAAUCCGGAUAAAAUUAAUGAUUGGGAGACGGAAAAACCAAAUUUCGUCCAACUCGGACCCUAUGUCUUCACUGAAAAACGGAAACGGGUUAACAUAGAGUGGAAUGCAAACAAUACUGUGUCCUUCAAUCAAAGUCGCGUGUGGCAUUUUGUACCUGAAAUGUCCAAUGGGACACUCGAUGAUGAAGUGACAAACUUAAACCUGAUUCCCACAACUAUCGCGUAUACUCUGAGACAUCAGCAUGCCGUUGUGAAAAUGAUGGUGAACUUCUUGUUCAAAGAGAAACAUGCUCAUAUGACGAUAACUAAGUCAGUGAGAGAACUUCUAUUCGAUGGUUACGACGAUCCUAUCCUGGACUUUAUCCGAAAACUCAACAUAUCAGGCUUUGUUAUACCGUUCAAUAAGGUGGGAUGGUUCGUUGAACGAAAUGAAAGUUCUACUCACGAUGGGAGAUUCAAUAUCUUCACUGGAGAAGAUGAUAUAGGAAAAUUAGGACUUAUUGAUAAUUGGAACUAUGUUAAUCACACAAAAUUCUAUAAAGGUCACUGUGGUGAAGUUUCUGGAACAACUGGCGAAAUUUGGCCACCUUUAUCUACAGAUCAUUCCGAAAAUGACAUCGAAAUGUUCGCUUCAGACAUCUGUCGCUCUCUGACACUCAGUUUUCAGAAACCCAUUGAGAAACUCGGAGUAAAGGGAAAUCGCUGGGUUGCUGAUGAGAGAGUUCUCGACAAUGGCUGGAAUUAUCCUCCAGCUUCUUGCUACUGCACCUCAGAUCCUUCAUCAUGCCCUGAUCUACUCCCAGGCGUACUCAAUGUCUCAGACUGCCAAUUUGGUGCUCCAGCUUUCAUAUCCUUCCCCCACUUCUACCUCGCGGACGAAGCCUACAGGGAUUCCAUUGAAGGGAUGAACCCAUCACAGGAUGAGCACGAGUUCUACAUGGCUUUAGAGCCACAGACGGGUAUUCCUCUGGACAUCAGAGGUCAAUUGCAAUUGAACCUCAUGAUGACCCCAGACGAACACUUUUCCAUCUUUGAGAAAGUGCCAAGGAUCUUCAUACCGAUGCUGUGGUUUAGGCAAACUGCUAAUCUGACUGAGGAUCUAGCUAAAACAGCUUGGUGGGCUAUAAACUUGCCAGAUUUUGGUCUGUGGAUCGCCUUUGGAAUCGUCGGGCUUGGCGCAGUGAUUGUAAUCGUUGGAAUCGUUCUGACGAUCACGAAGAAGUGGACUUGGUCCAACAGAGAUGACGAUGAAGAGCCACUACAGUAGCCAUCACAAGCCAUUUAGUUCAACAAAAAAAAACCAGAAUCAAAAGAACCAACGAGCCAAUAAGAGUGGAUUUUGAGCAAAAUUAGAAGAAAAACUGUGAUAUAAACUCGCUAUAUCUUACCAAAACAUCAAUAAAAAUUCCACCAUUAUUGUUGCGGGUGAAGACAAAGAACAAUCUGCCUUAUCGAGAAAUUCUUAUUCCGUAUGUGUUAUCCUUUUAAAAUCUUACACUUCAUUUCCUUUUUUUUGUAGAUGUUAUUAUAAAAUAUAUCGUGGGAAUAAUGAAUUUUAUAAAAAGAAUAUAAAUAAAAACAACAUUUAAUUUUAGGGAAA
This is a messenger RNA of Phlebotomus papatasi, 2065 nucleotides long. Its product is annotated as protein croquemort. Lineage: Eukaryota; Metazoa; Arthropoda; Insecta; Diptera; Psychodidae. The record is from RefSeq and is a predicted model, not a curated record. Gene Ontology annotation, molecular function: scavenger receptor activity. The transcript is spliced from 4 exons. Bases 245 to 1732 code for a protein of 495 amino acids. Gene Ontology annotation, cellular component: cytoplasm; membrane.